Molecule: messenger RNA, 2145 nt
Organism: Anastrepha ludens (Mexican fruit fly)
Lineage: Eukaryota; Metazoa; Arthropoda; Insecta; Diptera; Tephritidae
Exons: 4
Coding region: 301-1572 (423 amino acids)
Source: RefSeq, a predicted model, not a curated record
CCCAAUUUAUCAUACUCAAGAACAUGUACCUCCUUUAUUUGCACCAACACAUUCUUCAAGCGCUCUGAUUUUAUUUCUUAUCACGGGUGCAACCCUGUGAAAUGCAUUCUGUGCACAUAAUUUGCGAUAUUUGUUCAUUUUUAUUACAAAGCUUAUGGACCGCAAAUAAAACACAGUAAAUAAAACAUUACUGCAUCAGUGACAACAAAAUACCCCUCGUUUGUGUAAAAAUACCUUUGCCAACUCAGUUGCACAGAGCAGCCAGCCGUUCGUUCACCUGUAACAGUGCACCGAUAAAAUAUGAAUAUCGCACGCAUUCUCGGACAUAAUAACAAAAUCUAUCAAAAGUUCGGCGAUUAUUGCAUUACAGAGGCAGAGCCAAAUCAAUGUUGUAUCGUUUGCUGCUUCUGCCAGGAAGAACACCACAGUGAGGAAACUUUCUGGGCGCACAUAAAACGGGUGCAUGACUAUACGCCUACAAGUCUGCGCGUGAUGCUCGAGGAGAAACCAGUGAUAGCUAAUUGUAUGAGAGAUGACAGUGAGAGUCGUGACACAACGCCGAGUUGUCAUAGCGGUAGGCUUACGCUAGCAACGUCCAAAACGAAUGUAGUUCAGCCGGUAGCCAGUGAUACACCAAUGUAUGUGGAAGCAGAAUACCUUGAGGGUGUUGUGUUAAAUGAUCCAAACACGCUCUUGGAACUUACCGAUAUAACGAGUACUUUUCUGGAUUUCAAAGAGAAGACGCCAUGUGAUACACAGAGUGCAACACCAAAAGGCAAUCAAGAAAAGGAGAAUGUACAAAAAAUUGUGAACAAUCAAUUGAAUUCGGAAAUUCAGUCAUCCCGCUUAAAUGGUACUGGUAAAACCCCCAUAGACAUUGAUAGCCUCACACCCAAGCAGCUGUUGGAGAAUGGGAAAUUAUUAAAGCGCCUCUUCCAGCAGAUGCAACACGUCAACAAUGAGUUUAAAUAUAAACUAAAUAAGCUGGCACAGACUGUUAAGCUAAUUGAGUGUGAGCUCAAGAAAGAACCGGGUAGUCGUACGCUAAAACGAUACAUGAAAAUCAUACCAGAUCAGCCAUUUACCAGCCGCGACGAAGUACUUAUAUUGGAUGAUGAGUUGCAUCAUAGCAAAGAGAUGCGUGACGCAUUGCAUGAAGAAACACUGGCGCUACCUAUCGAUAAUGUUGAUUCAUUCUGUCGCAUACUCUGGCGCUUUAUUAUGACAGAUGAAGUAUCAAAUCAGUUCUGCUGGCGGGGGGUUGUAAAUGCGGAUAAAGUGACAAAAUAUCCCAUUAAGGAUAUGACUAUUUUGGACGUGUUUCAAGGUGUUUUUCGUGAGCGAUAUCCCGAACUACCGUUUAACUUCUUCAAGGACCGCACUAUGAUAUACUUCAAUAAGGCACAUGAGCGUUUAAAACGUAAGCAAUUGAACAAAGUUGAUGCUGCUUGUAACGUGGAUAGUAAUGACUGUGAGGUGAAGGAACAGGAAAGAUUUAAGCAAGCGCGUAACGAUACAGAAAAUAAUGAUGAUGGUGUGGAUGCAGUAUUUCAAGAAGUAUUCUGUCGAUGAAACAAAUUGAUUAUUCCAAAAAUGCCGAAAACUGUAACUUUCCAAUAUACUCUUGUUGUUGCUGUUGUACAAGUAACUUUGCCCUGUCAGUGUAGUGUAAUCACCGGUCGUCUUCGUUUAGCUCAUCUAACGGUAGGCCCAUGAAACUAGCUGUUUCAACGGGUUGUGUGCAGAGGGAUUCCAAUAUACUCUCGAGGUGUGCAGUGGCAAACCCGGUACCUCAACUAAAUAGUGGCAAAACUAAGCGCGAGAAAGUGGGCCAAAAGACUUAAAAUAUAAUUUAAUAGUCGUAAUAUGUACACAAAUACAUACAUAUAUGUAUUUGUAUAAAUUGCUGCGCAAAACUUCUGAAGAUUGACAUCCGAACAUUCCAUUGAACAUUCCAGUAAACAACAUUUCCAGGCAAGGCGUUGCAUGUAGUUGAAAAUUUAUGUACUAAACUGUUUUUCUAGUUCCAUAUUUCUUGACGCUCAUUUAUAAAUCGACUGCUAUGUAAGACAAACUUGUAUUUUUUAUAACGACAAAAUUAUACACAAAAUAUAUUAUUUAAACAAAAUCCCUUAGUGUCUCUUU